CAUCAACGUUCUUUCUAGAAAAGAAGUCGGCAUACAUAUAUAUAUAUAUAUAUAUAUAUAACAUCAAAAUUUAUAAAUAAAGCACUAAAAACCAUGACGAAAAGUCAGGCUUUGAUCUCCUUUUCAUGCCUAAUCGUCUUCCUUUUCUAUCACUGCACUGCAACAUUAGCUCAGUCAUCAUCGUCGUCACCAGCCCAGGCACCAUUCACAUCUAAGAAUCAUCCUUCAUCUCAAUCCCAAGCUCAAUCACCGGAGCCACUUGUCCAAGCGCCGCCAGCAGCCAAAUCUAGGAGAAGAGUACAACCCACCAACGUUACAGAAAUCCUCGACAAAGCCGGUGGCUUCAGCGUCUUCAUUCGCCUCCUAAUAAGCACUGACGUCAUCACUCCGAUCGAAAAUGAUCUCAACGUUUCUAACACCGUCACCAUUUUGGCUCCAACCAAUGGAGGAUUCUCAGCUCUUAAGGCUGGAACUCUCAACACUCUCUCUCCCCAACAAAAAGUCCAACUGGUCAAAUACCACGUCCUCCCAACCUUCGUAGCCCUACAGAACUUUCAAACUCUAACUAACCCGGUUCGCACUCAAGCCAGCAACACUCGUGACUUCCCAUUAAACAUUAUUACUGACGGAAAUUCUGUCAACAUAUCAACUGGUGUUGUCAACACAACCAUAUCUGGAACGGUUUACUCGGAUAACCAGCUGGCUAUCUAUCGGGUCGAUAUGGUGUUGCUUCCUAUUAAAAUUUUCGCUCCUAAGGUGAGCUCACCGGCUCCGACACCGGUGGUGUUAAAACCUAACAAGCAGGCUUCUUCUUCAUCGUCAUCAUCAUCGACAGCAACAGCAUCGUCUGGAUCACCGUCGCCGUCGUUAAAACCAUCUUCAACAUCUACAUCAUCGUCACCCACAACAUUGGAUGAACCAGUUGCCACAGUGGAUACAUCUGGUGUUCUUAAGCCUACCGGAACUAGUGGGGUGUUAAUCUCCGUUGGGCUGGCUGCUGUUGCUUUGUUGUUAUGAUCGGAGUUACAUCCAACUAUUGAUUUUGAAUAAUAUUGGUCCUUUCCUUUGUCUAUGACCACUAAUUA
This is a messenger RNA of Humulus lupulus (European hop), 1085 nucleotides long. Its product is annotated as fasciclin-like arabinogalactan protein 12. NCBI's taxonomy places the organism in Eukaryota, Viridiplantae, Streptophyta, Magnoliopsida, Rosales, Cannabaceae. The transcript has a single exon. The record is from RefSeq and is a predicted model, not a curated record. Bases 94 to 1017 code for a protein of 307 amino acids.